AUGCCUCCGAAGCAGGUUGCGCGGCGGGGCCCAGCCAAGAAGCGCAGACUUGAGGCCCCUGAACCCGAAGUCGAGCCGCAGAACCUGAUGGAACCAGAGACGACGAUCUUCCUGCAACUUUUGGAGGACGACGCGCGCAGUCUACCGCCACCACCACCGCCUCUCUCUAAGCGUCGUAGCUCGUCCAAAUUAUCUCUCGAAAAGCACGUCGUGGAGUUCCAAUUGCCCUUCAAGGAGGCAGAGAUUAAGAGCCUCGAGGAGCGUCAAUGGGUGCGCCGCCCACCACCGUUCGGCAAGAUUAGUCGCUGCGUCUACGUGUCCACGAAGAUGCCCAUUGCCGACUUCCCCGUACACGAAUGCACGUGCUAUGAAGAGACUCACAAGUCCAUGACCAAGCGCACCACCAUGAUGGCCAGUGCCAAGGCUCAGAAGGACAAAGAGCAGCACGUAGACUCGGAAAACCAGCAUGAUAUAGAGAGGAUCGUGUACUGUGGAGAAGGGUGCUACAACCGCAUGCUGUUCAUCAGUUGCUCGGAUGAAACAUGCUCCGCCCCGGACCCGAGUGUAUGUAGCAACCGCGCAAUUAAGAGGCGACAACUCAAGUCCAUGCGAGUGGAAUAUAUCCCCGGCGGCCCUGGAUUUGGGCUCAUCACCAACGAGGACAUCAACGCUGGAGAGUUCGUCAUUGAAUACGUCGGCGAAGUCAUCGAUGACAAGGAGUGCGAGCGCAGGAUGAUCACGUACAGAGACAACGGCGAGGUCAACUUCUACAUGAUGGAGCUGGAGAAGAACAUUGUCAUUGACGCAAAGUACCGCAGCAAUGACUCGCGCUUCAUCAAUCACAGUUGCGACCCCAACAGCGUUACCCAGAAAUGGAAUGUGGACGGCAUGCAGCGUAUCGGGAUUUUCGCGCGCCGCAACAUUGCCCCCAACGAGGAGAUUACCAUCGACUAUAACUUCUCACAUUUCGGUGAGGCUGCCGACUGCAGAUGCGGAUCCACUGCGUGUACAGGGAAGAUGGGUCUCAAGCGGUCGAAGAUGCCUGCGCUCGAUCCUCGUGUGGUGGGUACUGCGAAGGCAAAGAAGCAGACGCCAGUGGAUGAGGAGCCACCCGAGCUAAAACGUCCCGUUCACUUGACGUCGUUGGCGCUGUUGAAAAGCUCGCAGAUGCACGACAGUUGGUUGGAUUAUUACGGCUUCAAGAAGCGUCGACUGUUCCUCAGUCAUCGACCUAGACGUCCCAAGAAAGAGGAAGGCGUAAAUGUACAUAAUGGCGAGCUACGCCAUACUCUACCGUCCAGUAGUCCAGCCUCCGUGUGCUCUACAACGACUGAAGAGGAUGUAUCACUCACACCGCCACAAGCAACUCACAGUAAACCCGUCGAAAAGAAAACACGGAGGAGCAACUGGUACGAGAGGGUGAUAGCGGGGGAACACCUGCCUGAAAUGAGGGCUCUUCACAGCUACAUUUGCGGCGGUAUAUCUGACUGGACGAUACACCUUGCUGCAGAUUUCAUGACCGAGGUCUCUUUGCCUUCACCGGUUCAAAGAGGACCUGAUCACCCGUUUAAGAAGCGUGUUCGUCCUAGAAAGGAGACGGCAAUGCUACGUCAAGUAAGCGGGAGUAAACUCCUUCACAGACGACUAAGUCUCUCCCAAGCACGAGCUCGCUGCAUUGAUGAACUUGCCGCGUUUGCAAAAGGCAAGUCGAAGUGGAACAAGCGCGUUUCGUCCUCCAGAUCCAUUGACCCAGACCGUAUUUAUCGCCUGAUUGACCGUGUGGAUGGCAAGCAGAUCUUCGUUAACACUGAUCAGAACGACUUGAACGAAGAUGCUUGCUUCCGCUGUGGCCUAGCAGGCGAGCUAAUUUGCUGUGACGGCUGCCCCGCCGCCUUCCAUCUUAACUGUACCAACCUUGCUAUGGUUCCUCCGGAUGGAAUCCCAUGGUUUUGCUCCGAAUGUACCAACCCGAAGCAUCAUCAGAAGACCUCGAAGACGUCUCAAACAGCGGUCAUCGCUGCUGGGGGGAUUAGAAGCAGCGGUCGUACCACGCCAGCCGAUUACUCUGGUCGUCAUCUUCGCACGCAUACAGCGCAUCAGAUUCCGAGUCUCAAGAAGAUUUUUCAUGUCCCGGCGGCGACCUCAACUAAGCGUCGCUAUAAGAAGCGGCAUAAAGCCACCGACCGAUCAUAUCGCGAGCUGGAACACAUGCCACUCCCCGUGUGGAACGAGAGCGAUGGUGAUGCUGAGCAGUAA
Molecule: messenger RNA, 2256 nt
Organism: Phytophthora infestans T30-4
Lineage: Eukaryota; Oomycota; Peronosporomycetes; Peronosporales; Peronosporaceae
Product: histone-lysine N-methyltransferase, putative
Exons: 5
Coding region: 1-2256 (751 amino acids)
Biological process (GO): regulation of DNA-templated transcription
Cellular component (GO): nucleus; chromatin
Molecular function (GO): histone H3K36 methyltransferase activity; protein binding
Source: RefSeq, a predicted model, not a curated record